Messenger RNA from Neohortaea acidophila, 3423 nucleotides. Its product is annotated as P-loop containing nucleoside triphosphate hydrolase protein. Gene Ontology annotation, molecular function: helicase activity. Bases 1 to 3423 code for a protein of 1140 amino acids. Gene Ontology annotation, biological process: regulatory ncRNA-mediated heterochromatin formation. Gene Ontology annotation, cellular component: nuclear RNA-directed RNA polymerase complex. The transcript has 4 exons. Lineage: Eukaryota; Fungi; Ascomycota; Dothideomycetes; Mycosphaerellales; Teratosphaeriaceae. The record is from RefSeq and is a predicted model, not a curated record.
AUGAACGAAGGCCUCCAAGAGCGCUUCGGCCGCGGGCGAAAUGCCUACCGGCCAGAAGAAGACCUCGAAGAUGCCCGCAAACCCCCUCCGACGCUCAACCUUAACAUCCGCGCCUACUUUGACGAUUCCAAAGUCAAGGGUGACGGUGGUCCGUGGCUCGACCGGCCGGAGUUCCCAAGCGCAGAAGAGAUCCUCGAUACUGAAGUGGUAGGUCUGGUGCCCAACAAACCGAAGGGCCCGUGGGAGUCAAAUGACGCUUGCUUGAGUGCCAACUACGAACUCCUUCGCGAAGAUGCUCUUCGCAAUCUCAUCGAGGCGGUCCAAGGAGUUAAAGAAAACCCCACGGCCAGCGAGGAUCUUUUCAAUGGCGCUGUCGGUAUCUACGAAAAGGUCCACAUUUGUGGAGUUACAUGCUCCCCUCGAGGCAUCGCCCUCCGUGUCACCUUCUCCCUCCAUCGAACCGGCAAGCAGAUUCUCUGGGAACAGUCCAAACGCCUCAUCACCGGUGGACUCGUAGUCCUCACCCCGAUCAGCGACAUGUUCCAGAGCAAUGCCAUCGUCGCCACUGUCGCCGCACGUCCACUUGCUGGGCUUCAGCAAAACCCUCCCGAAGUCGACCUCUUCAUUUCUCGUCCUGAAGACCAAGAGCUGGAUCCCGCCAUGGAAUUCAUCAUGGUGGAAGAUCGGGGUGGAAUGUAUGAGGCAAGCAGGCAUACAUUGUUGGCGCUGCAGAAAAUGAUGCGAGAGCCUUUCCCUCUCUCAGAGCAUCUGGUCGACGCGGAAUCUUCUGUCCCAGCUCCGAAGUAUGUGAGAGAUCAGCCCAAGUUCGACCUGACUCCCGUGCUCAAACACGACAACCCUCGCGCAUACGAAGAUGUGCACGUCCUCAAUGAAUGGCCUGCUGAGCCCGAAAGCAAUCUCGACGCUUCUCAGCUGGCCGCACUGCAGCGUAUCCUCACCAAGCAACUGGCAAUCGUGCAAGGCCCACCAGGUACCGGAAAGACGUUCGUAUCGGUCCAGGCAAUCAAGAUCAUGCUCGCCAAUCGUCGAUCGGGCGACCCGCCCAUCAUCAUCGCCUGCCAAACGAACCAUGCAAUCGACCAGAUCUUGAGGCACAUCGCCGAGUUCGAGCCAGAAUUUAUCCGCCUCGGUGGACGAUCCAAAGACAGAGGCGUCAUCAAGUCUCGCACGCUUUACGAAGUCCGGCAACAUUCCAGAAUCCCACCAGUGUCCGGCACUCUACACGGCGGCGCGAGAAAGACAAUGACUGCGGUGGAGAAGGAUAUUGCACUACUUCUGUCUCCAUUGCAGCCCUCCAGCAACCCUCUGGAUUUGCAGAUCUUGAAGUCGUUUGGCCUGCUCACUCAGCAUCAGAUUGACACAUUGGAGAGUGGUGCAUCGGAAUGGGUGCAUGAUCAGCUCGGAAGUGACACCCAGUCGCCGUUCGUGACCUGGCUCGGAAGAUCGCUGGUCAAGGUGCCGCCAAAGCAACUGCCAGAGGAAUCAUUCUUCGAGUUUGAAGAAGCGGACUUGGAGUUCGAGCAGCUUCGCGAACUAGAGGCGGAGAACAUCGCGAAUGACGACGAGGACAUCGAGACACUCAAGGGCACUGUCUUUGACAUUGCCGACAACUUCACCUGCCGCAAGACACCCGGCAUGACAGAGGCCAAAGCGAGAGAUGCUCUCACGCAGCAGGAUAUGUGGGCAGUGCCAGAAACAACACGACCAGCUGUCUAUCGACAUCUGCAGACUGAGCUGAAGAAGAAGAUUCUGGCUGCCUUUCGUGAGAAGGUCAGAGUAUUCAAUUACCAAGCAAGCAAACGCCGCAUCGGAGGCUGGGAGAGAGACGAGCCAAUUCUCAAAGAGCAGGCGAUCAUUGGAAUGACAACGACGGGAUUGAGCAAGUACCGCGGAAUCAUCGCUGCUCUGCAGCCAAAAGUUGUCCUCAUUGAAGAAGCGGCCGAAACCCUCGAAGCUCCAGUGAUCGUGGCUUGUAUGCCAUCACUACAGCAUCUCGUCUUGGUUGGCGACCACAAGCAACUCCGUCCACACUGCAAUGUCAAGCAGUUGGAAGAGGAAUGUUACCUCAACAUCUCCCUGUUCGAGCGGCUCAUCAACAACAAAGUCGAAUGGACGACACUGACGAAGCAGCGGCGGAUGAGACCAGAGAUCCGUCGCAUCUUGUUCGCCAUAUACAAAGAUCUCAUCACCGAUCAUGACUACGUUAUGGAUCCCGCCAAUCGACCGGACGUACCAGGUAUGGGAGGGAUCAACUCCUUCUUCUUCACCCACGAAUGGUCGGAGCGCCGCGAUGAGCAGAUGUCUUCGUACAACCCCGCAGAGGCGGAGAUGGUUGUCGGCAUGUUCGAGUAUCUCGCCUACAACGGCAUUCCCACGGAAUGCAUCACCGUCCUUACAUUCUAUAACGGUCAGCGUAAGAAGAUCCUUAAAGAGCUCCAUGGGCGAGCCAGUCUCCUCAACCAGAGGUUCAACGUCGUCACCGUGGACUCGUAUCAAGGCGAAGAGAACAAAGUGGUCCUUCUCUCCCUGGUGCGCAGCAACGAUGGAGGACGGACUGGUUUCCUCGACGUCAUCAACCGCGUCUGUGUUGCCCUUUCUCGUGCCCAAUGCGGAUUCUACAUCUUCGGCAACGCCACGAAUUUGCAGAAGUCCGGGAACAAGACGUGGGAGAAGGUCAUCAAGAUCAUGAGGAACAAGAACAAGAAAGGUCCCGAGGCCGAUCUUCUCACGGAAGAGCCAAAGAACCGCGUGGGCGAUAUCCUCACGCUUCAGUGCACCAACCACGGCAACUGGACCACGAUCAAGGACGUCCACGACUUCGAUAACAUCCUCGGAGGCUGCAUGGUUAAGUGCGGUGGGCAGUUGGACUGUGGGCAUCCUUGUGAGCUGGUGUGUCAUCCCUUCGUGCACAAGAUGGUCCCGUGUAAGGUGGCAUGCGAGAGACUGCUGUCAUGCGGCCACAAAUGCAACUUGACGUGUGGCGAGGAAUGCAAGUGUUCGAAGUGUCGGCCUGCUGACACCGAUGACUUCGAGGCUGAUGUCCCAUCUUCGGAAACCCGCGCUGGCAUCGGCUGGCACCAAUUUGCCCACCAAGAGGAGCGUCGCUACAUUGCUGCAGCGGCAUUUAUGCCCGUCCCAAUGCCGGAAAGGCCAACCCCAGGCCCAAGCAACGCAGCAACCAAGCCCGUGACGAAAAGCAUGCAACUUCUCGACCUCGACGAGCCGGAGCCCUCCCCGCCUCCACCAGCGCAGCGAACCGCAGUGCUUGUUAAAGAAACCAACAGCCCGAAAGGGAAGCGUCACAAACGCAAAGAGAAGUUUAUGGUGGGUGGGAGUCACAUGGAGCCGGAGGGGAGCGGCGAUAACAAGGCUUGGUCAUCGGAGGCGAGUUUGCUGGAUUGA